AUGUCGUUCAACAACUUGGCAUUCAAUGUGUCCAAGUCACAGGCUACAACAUCAACCACCACCGCCACGUUAUCCAAUGGAAACGGAGGGAUCAAAGCAGGAAUGUCUCCCAUACUACAGAGCAUGUUAACCAAAUCUGCACCUACACAGGAGGCACAGAUGGAUUCUGUUGAAGAUACAAGAAGAAUGAGCCAGGGGGAAAUGGUCAAUUCGGAUUUAAUAGGCAUUUUUGACAGAUACGAUCUUCGUCCUGAUAAGGUUUUAGAGGAGGACGACAAGGAUGUUGAAAAGGUUCAACAUGAACCUAAAGACAUUGGUAGUGAGAAUGAGCAUGAAUCUGAACCGGAAAAGGGUUCUUCUAAAGUGGGUUUGGUGUCUGAAGAGAAGGUUGAUCAAAUAGAAGAAUUUGAAAAGCAAUAUCAAGAAGAGCCUCAAGCUGAUGGUAUUAUUGAGAAGGAACAAUCAAUCAAUGAAGGUGAUGGAGGUGAUGAUGAUGAAGUUGAUCAUGAAGAUAACGGUAGCGAAGUUGACGAUUACCCAUUAGACCCAUUGGUAAGAGACUUUUCAAGUACAUCAACAGUUGAUGAAGCACAAACCCUAGCUUCCCAAGAUAGACUAUCUGCUAUUGAGCAAGAUCAUCAUGAUCAUCAUGUUCCAGAAACAACACAAUAUUCCAAUACUACAAUUGAUACUCCACAAUAUCAACCAUCACAUCAUCCAUUCAAUUUCCAAAACUUUCUUAGUAAUCUUAAACGGAAAUCAGCCAACCCCAUAGUCCGCUAUAUCCGCUCGUUUCUUAUUCUGUUUACUCGUCAAGGCCAUACGUUCACUGGAGCACAAAAGAUCAAGAUAGUUUCUGAGUUCAAAAGCUUCAUUAAUGAUAAGUUUAAUGUUUAUGAACCAUUUGCAUCCAUGAAUGCAGCGGAUCUGGAAAAUUCAAGAGAAGGGUUGGAGAAAUUAAUCAUGAAUAGAAUCUAUGAACAAUGUUUCCCACCAGAAUAUGAAAUCAAAAUGGGGAAUGACAUCAAUUUAAUACCUGAAAUGUUUAAAGAAGAUUUAAGUUUGGAUAAUACCUUUUCCAUUCAAUUAGAGAAGUUUAGUUGGGUAAAUGGUAUUCAUUUAGAUAUUGAUUUGAGUUUACUUGGUGACAAUGGAGGUUCCAAAUUGAAAGUUCUUGAUCAAGCAGGCACUGAAUUAAACAAAUUGAAUGUUUACAGAGCUCCAAGAGAUAAAAUCAUUUGCAUAUUAAAUUGUUGCAAAAUAAUAUUUGGAUUUUUGAAAUCAGUUGAACAAGAAACUAAUGCUGAUGAAUUUAUGCCAUUAUUGAUCUUUGUGAUCAUGAAAGCCAGAGUAUCAUAUUUCAUUAGCAAUGUUCAUUAUAUUGAAAACUUUAGAGGAACAGAAUGGUUGGAAAGUGGUGAAACAAGUUAUUAUCUUUCAUCAAUAGAAGGUGCUAUAAGGUUCAUUCAAAAUAUUGAUAAAGACACUUUAACCAUAAAUGAGAAUGAAUAUAAUGCUCAUAUGGAAUCAUGGGAUGCAGAAGAAAAACAACGAGAACUGAUACGAAAGGAAAUUGAAGCUUUGAAUUUGGCUAAAUUGAAUCGCCAACAUCAAGAACAUGUGGUUCAAAAUAUGCCCAUUCCACAAACACAACAACAAUUACCAUAUUCAACCGAAUCAUCGUUAUCGCCAUCAAGAGUACUUUUAACAAGCGCAGGGAUGUUGACAAAAUCAAUAACUAGUUUCCUUUCACCAUCACCUGAACCACUGCUGGCUCAAGAACAACGUUCGGGUGAAUCACCGCAAGACACAGAGCAAUUACAAGCAACCUUAAACAGUCUCAUAGAGAUCUUUCCGGAUAUGGAUAAAGGGGUACUUACAGACUUGGUUCGUUUGAAGAAGGGUGAUCUUGAAAGCUGUGUAGAUGCUUGUUUAGAGCUUAUCAACGAUGUAUAG
Lizanozyma spartinae is the source of this 1956-nucleotide messenger RNA. RefSeq names its product guanine nucleotide exchange factor. Gene Ontology annotation, biological process: vesicle-mediated transport. The coding region runs from base 1 to 1956 and encodes 651 amino acids. The record is from RefSeq and is a predicted model, not a curated record. Gene Ontology annotation, cellular component: cytosol; endocytic vesicle. Gene Ontology annotation, molecular function: ubiquitin binding; small GTPase binding; guanyl-nucleotide exchange factor activity. The transcript has a single exon. Lineage: Eukaryota; Fungi; Ascomycota; Pichiomycetes; Serinales; Debaryomycetaceae.